Messenger RNA from Ziziphus jujuba (common jujube), 883 nucleotides. RefSeq names its product norbelladine synthase. Gene Ontology annotation, molecular function: signaling receptor activity; abscisic acid binding; protein phosphatase inhibitor activity. The record is from RefSeq and is a predicted model, not a curated record. Gene Ontology annotation, cellular component: nucleus; cytoplasm. Lineage: Eukaryota; Viridiplantae; Streptophyta; Magnoliopsida; Rosales; Rhamnaceae. Bases 156 to 641 code for a protein of 161 amino acids. Gene Ontology annotation, biological process: defense response; abscisic acid-activated signaling pathway. The transcript has 2 exons.
ACAAACAAACAAACAAACAAGCAACCCCACCCCCAAUACACCACAAAUAAUUGAUUCUUUCUUUCCGACCAUCAAUUAUCAGUAUAACUCAAUUACUUGAUAUUAUUCAUCAUUCAAUAGUGUACCAAAAUUAUAAUUAAAUUGAUUAAGAAAGCAUGGUAAGUGGGCAGGUUUCGCAUGAGUUAGAAGUAAAGGUGCCGGCCGGCCAAGUUUGGGAGCUCUACGGCAGCCUCCGACUGGCAUACCUCGUUCAGCAACAACUCUCUAAUCUCAUCGAGAAAGUCGAUGUUAUUCAUGGUGAUGGAGGCGUUGGGACUGUUCUCCAGCUUACUUUUGUCCCUGGCUUUCCGUCCGGGCGGGUUUGCAAAGAGAAGUUCACAAAGGUUGAUGAUGAGAAAAGAGUGAAAGAAUCAGAAGUUAUUGAAGGCGGAUUUCUGGACUUGGGAUUUACUCUCUACCGAGUUCGAUUCGAAAUAAUAGAGAAAGAAGAUGAUAAGGAAUCCUCUUCCAUAAUCAAGUCCACCAUCGAGUAUGAUGUCAAGGAAGAGGCUGCUGCAAAUGCCUCAUUCGUCUCUAUCAAGCAUUUUGCAGACAUUGCAGAAACUGCCAAAAACUCUUUCACCACCACCACAACCACUUAGAUAAUUAAUUCAGUUAAAAUUUAGUCACCACGCUGCAGCUGCUUAUCCAUAUAUCUAUCUAUGCACCAUUUUUAUUUUUAUAAUCACAUGUUUCCAAGCUCAUCAUCAUUAUCUGGCUAUCUGCUUUUGCGCUAUCACAACCUUCAAAUAUCCGUAACUUGUAAUCAACUACAAUAAUAUAUAUAUAUAUAUAUACAUAUAUCACUAAUAACAAAGCUGCUGCUGCUUGGUUUUCAUCUUCA